Molecule: messenger RNA, 2349 nt
Organism: Myxocyprinus asiaticus (Chinese sucker)
Lineage: Eukaryota; Metazoa; Chordata; Actinopteri; Cypriniformes; Catostomidae
Gene: slc25a32b
Product: solute carrier family 25 member 32b
Exons: 8
Coding region: 106-1047 (313 amino acids)
Biological process (GO): nucleotide transport; folate import into mitochondrion
Cellular component (GO): mitochondrion
Molecular function (GO): FAD transmembrane transporter activity; folic acid transmembrane transporter activity
Source: RefSeq, a predicted model, not a curated record
CAUGCGCAAUGUGUGUUGUGGACAGCGCCAUGUUUCAGUUAAAGCAUGUUUCCAAAUCAUCACUGCUGUCACCGCACAUGAGCUAACAUUAACCGAAAGGCAGUCAUGAGCUCAAGUCCCGGUCCGGGAUCCUCUGCACCCUUCACACUCACCGGCAGCCUGCAGAGACUCUUCAGCCAUGUGAGGAUUGAGAAUUUAGUGGCUGGACUCAGUGGAGGGGUGGUGUCCACACUUGUGCUGCAUCCACUGGAUCUGGUCAAAAUCAGGUUUGCAGUGAGUGAUGGACUUGAAGUGAGACCGAAAUACAGUGGAAUCCUGCAGUGCAUGAGAAGCGUCUGGCACCAGGAGGGUCUCCGGGGGCUUUACCAAGGCGUCACCCCGAAUAUCUGGGGUGCUGGAGCCUCAUGGGGACUUUAUUUCUUCUUCUACAAUGCAAUCAAAGCGCACAGGAAAGAGGGGAGACAGACAGAGCUGAGCUCCACUGAGCACUUACUGUCAGCCGCUUCAGCAGGUGCCAUAACGCUUUGCCUGACCAACCCAAUCUGGGUGACCAAAACUCGCCUUGUUCUGCAGUACAGCACGGAUCCAACUAAGAAGCAGUACAAGGGAAUGACGGAUGCUCUCGUGAAAAUCUACCGCUAUGAAGGGAUCGCAGGACUCUAUCGGGGGUUUGUCCCGGGUUUGUUUGGAACCUCCCAUGGUGCACUGCAGUUCAUGGCAUAUGAAAAGCUGAAAAGAGAUUAUAACAAAUACAGAAAGAUGCAAUCAGAAGCUAAACUGAACCCAUUGGAAUAUAUUACCAUGGCAGCUUUGUCCAAAAUAUUUGCAGUGGCUACAACAUACCCAUAUCAGGUGAUCCGAGCCCGCCUGCAAGAUCAGCACAAUAAGUAUGACGGAGUUGUGGAUGUCAUCCGGAGAACAUGGAGAAACGAGGGUCUAUCUGGUUUCUAUAAAGGCAUGGUGCCCAAUCUGAUCCGAGUCACUCCGGCUUGCUGCAUCACCUUUGUGGUCUAUGAGAAUGUUUCCCGUUUCCUCUUGGAACAGUGAAAUCUGAAAACAGAUGUGACUGCAGCGGAACGGUCUGACAGGGAGCUGAGCUGGACCUGGACCUGGGAUGGGUCGCCCUGGCAACGUCAUUUUUUGGCAAACAUGAUGGAGUAAAAAAUAUUAAUAGAUGAAGUUAACAUGAGAAUGCAAACACAUGAUGUCACAGAGUUCUAAGUGUAAGCUGUGUAACAGGAGUCACUGGUCCAGAAACUGAUACUUGUGUGGUUUCUGUACACGUGAAUCUGCAGGAAGAGGAGACAUUACUUUACAUUAAGUGAAUAUGGAUACAAUGGGAGUUAUAGACUGUAUUGUGACUUGAUCAAUUUUGUAUGUUUUUGAAAUAACUAAGCUAUAUUGAGACAAAGCCUAUUCAUCAGAGAAGUCCAACUUGUUUUAUCUUAUAAAACUGGGUAAAAAUCAAUUUAGGUUUUAUUAUUUUAUGAAGAGAAUAAGGGCUGGGCGAUAUAUCAAAUAAACAUAUAUUUGUAAUGAUUGUGUUGGUGAUAUAAAUGAAGCAACAUUGUGGAUAUCUCAGUUAAAUGCACUUUUUAUUUAGUCAUUAGGUUUAGUAGAACUUCCAAGUUUCACACAUUCAUUUUCAUUUUUCAUAUAUUCAAAUGUUUAAGUAAAAGUAUACGUAGGUAAAUGUUGCUGUUCAUUAUGUAUUGCUCCAUUAGUGCAUAUAAAUGGCAAUUUCCAUUCUUCCUCGUGUUCAUUUUAAAACAUGCCUUGGUGAUUUUUAAUUAGAUUUUUCUAGAUUUUGAUUGUUUUAUCUUAGUACGUGAAGCAUUUUGAAUCUAAUUGCCAACACUGGGUGUUAAGUUGAAAUGAAAAUAUAUUUUUAAACCAUUUUGGAGCAAAUAUGUAUUUAUCAGAAUAUAUAUGUAUUGAGUAUCGUUAAAAGGCUGGAAAAACAAAAUAUAUAUAUAUUGUUUUAGCUAUACCGCCCAGCCCUAAUGGUAAUUCAUCAAUGAAAAAUAAAAAAGAGUGAAAAUGUUUGUUGUAUGUGUACAGAAAGUGUGUACAGUCUAGUUCCCUAGUUUACAUCCAUGUUGCAGUUUUGCAUGGAAAUGUGUCAAAAUGUCAAACCUAAACUCAGACUUUAUCUCACAUCAGAUUUACUAAGUCUCACAUUUCUGACUCAUUGCUGACAUUUGUGUUAAGGAGCUCAAAAUAUAUGACCUUAAAAUGUGUUGUGCUCUUACGCAUUAAUAACUAAUGCUCUUUAAAACAUAUACAAUAUAUUGACAUGUUUUUUAUUUUAUUUAUUUUUUACUUUAGCCUACCUGUUGAGGCUAAAGU